AUGGGUUCCGCCGAGCUCCUCCACAUACAGCCUCAGGAGCUUCAGUUUCCCUUUGAAUUGAGGAAGCAGAUCUCAUGCUCUUUGCAGUUAUCUAACAAGACAGACAACUAUGUGGCUUUCAAGGUUAAGACAACAAAUCCGAAGAAAUACUGUGUUAGACCUAACACUGGAGUUGUGAUGCCUAGGUCUACAUGUGAUAUCAUAGUAACAAUGCAAGCACAAAAGGAGGCACCCCCUGACAUGCAAUGCAAGGAUAAGUUUCUCCUUCAGAGUGUAGUUGCAAGCCCUGGUGCAACCACAAAAGAUAUCACUCCAGAAAUGUUCAAUAAAGAAUCUGGUCAUGAUGUUGAAGAGUUAAAGUUGAGAGUUGUUUAUGUUGCUCCUCCUCGACAUCCAUCCCCAGUUCGAGAAGGAUCUGAUGAAGAUUCGUCACCUCGUGCUUCUGUAUCUGAAAAUGGGCAUUCAAAUGCCUUGGAAUUUACUGCGGCUUCAAAAGCUUUCAAUGAGCGGGGUGAACAUCAGGACAGUUCUUAUGAGGCAAGAACUCAUAUUUCAAAGGUAACCGAGGAGAGGAAUUCUGUUAUUGAGCAAAACAAAAGACUUCAGCAAGAACUGGAGCUUUUGAGGCGUGAAGGCAGCAGUAGCCGCGGGGGUAUACCAUUCAUGUAUGUAGUUCUUGUUGGCAUCAUUGGCAUCAUUUUGGGUUUCCUAUUGAAGAGGACGUGA
Sphenostylis stenocarpa is the source of this 726-nucleotide messenger RNA. Lineage: Eukaryota; Viridiplantae; Streptophyta; Magnoliopsida; Fabales; Fabaceae. The record is from the annotation of a GenBank genome assembly.